Gastrolobium bilobum is the source of this 2323-nucleotide messenger RNA. RefSeq lists its product as uncharacterized. Lineage: Eukaryota; Viridiplantae; Streptophyta; Magnoliopsida; Fabales; Fabaceae. Gene Ontology annotation, molecular function: protein binding. Bases 233 to 2170 code for a protein of 645 amino acids. The transcript has a single exon. The record is from RefSeq and is a predicted model, not a curated record.
GAUCAUAAAUCCUUUUGUUACAGUUGAACUGAACUGAGUUACCUUGUUUUUCUGUUCAGUUUGUUAAUCAAUUUACUUUGCCCUAAUUCAACACAAGUCAAUAACACUGUCCGAACUCCCUCCUCAGAUUCCCCAAAUCUUACAUAGAUUUCUGCUAAAUUCACUCCUUCCAGAUCCAACAACUUCCGACACAUAGAACGCAAAACCCUCAAUUUUUUCUUCUUCAAACUCAAUGGCGUCUUCACAAAAAGGCAAGUUUUUUAUACUCUUUUUGCUGUUCUUUUUCUCUUCUCUGCAUGUUUCUGGUGCCCCAACAGACCCUGAAUCAUGUUCAGUACAAUCCAAGCUGGAUCAAGGUUCGUGCAAGGAAGCUGUUUCUGAACCAGAAACAACAAAUCAUUUGAAUCAACAAGUUUUGUUGAAUAAACUGGAAGAGUUAGUGAGAAAUCUUAGUGAUAUUGUUGCAAGGUUAGAAUCAAAGCUACCGGACCCUCCAAAGGUGACUCAGGAAAAGGGUGGGUUUACUCAAAUAAAGGGUGAUGAUGAUGAUAGAAGAUCAACUAAUAAAGGAGUUGAAGAUGGGAAAUUUGAGGGGAAAAUUCGAGAUGGGGAGAGAGCUAAGGGAAUGUCUGUAACAAAGUUCACUCCUUUUUGGUCAGAGAGUUUUCAGUUUGCAUCUGCUGUUAAGUUGGAUUCUGAUGCCACUUGUAUAAAUGUUUUGCCUUUUAGGGACCACGAGGGGCUAAGUAAGUAUGUAGCAGUUAGUGAUGAGAGGGGAAGAGUGUAUGUGUUCUUGAGGAAUGGAGAUGUUUUGGUUGAGUAUGAUACCUCAUUGGGGUCACCCAUUAGGGCAAUGGUUUCAUAUACUUCGGCUUACAAGAAUGAGAGUUUUGUUGUAACUGGUCAUGAAAAUGGGGAAAUCUUGAUACAUAGAGUUUGGGAGGGAUCGAGUGGAGAAGAUUGGAGUUCUCUUUUCAUGGAAAAUAUUGGUAAGUUUGUGUCACCCGAGGAAGGGUUGCCGGUUACUGUGUUAGAAGUUCAUUUUGUAGGUAGGAUGAAGUACAUUCUGUCAGCUGAUACUAGUGGGAAGAUCAAGGUUUUUAGGGAAAAUGGUUCAUUGUAUGGUUCUGCCAUGCCAACUAGUAGACCACUAGUUUUCUUGAAGCAAAGGCUUAUGUUUUUGACAGAAACUGGUGCAGGCUCAUUGGAUUUGAGGGGGAUGAAAAUCAGAGAAUCUGAAUGUGAAGGGUUAAACCAUUCUGUUGCUCGAACUUAUGUUUUUGAUGCCACGGAGCGUUCCAAGGCAUACGGGUUUACCUCGGAGGGGGAUCUGAUAUAUGUUUUGUUGAUAGGAGAUGUAAUGAACUUCAAAUGCAGGGUUAGAUACAAGAAAAAGUUUGAUAUGGAUGAGCCUGUGGCUUUGCAGGCAAUUAAGGGGUACUUGUUGAUGGCUAACCCUGAAAAGGUUUUUGUGUAUAAUGUUUCAUCUCCGCAUUAUGUGAGGGUUGGUGUGCCUCGGCCUGUUUUCUCCUCAAGUCUUGAUGAGCUAAGAUCAUCAUUCUUGAAUUAUCCAACCCUGAGUUCAGAUGCAGAAACAAGAGCUGUAAUACCCUUGAUAGCUAGUGACCGCGAAAAGCUUGUUAUUGUUGGCCUUGGAGCUGGCUAUGUUGGAAUGUAUCAUUCUAAUCUACCUAUUUUUAAAGGGGAAUUCAACACCAUGCUAUGGACUAGCCCAGUAUUGUUCUUCAUACUUUUUCUAUUUGUAGCUUGGCAUUUUUUUGCCAAGAAGAAGGAAGCACUUACAUCUUGGGGACCAGAUGAUCCUUUUAGCUCUACAUCAGCUACAGCUGGUGCUCCAUUGGCAUCUGGCUCUGGAGACAGAUCUUUCGUGGACUCUUCUUCAAGAAAUGCUGAAGUUAUGGAUCUUAGAAGUGGAGCUCUCAGAGGUCCACCAAGAAGGUAUGGCUCUCCUUCAAGGUAUCCUGCUGGGGCAACAAGUUCUUAUAGACUUGGUUCUGGAGAUCACAAUCCUAGGCCAACUUCAGUUGAUCCAGAUUUUCGAGCAACUUCGGAGCUAAAAUUUAGAGCCUCCACCAUGGAACCUCCGGGUUUCCCAAAAAGAAGAGAUGGUCUAUUUGUAGGAAAUCAAGUUGUAAAUGAUCGCAGUUAAGUGGCAGAGUUAAUUGCAUGAGCUUUUCUCUAACUUGUUUGAGAUUUCCUUAGUUUUUAAUCUUAUGAUAUGAUCAUUUAGUAUCACUUUUCUAUUUGGUCUCGCAGUCUUCUAGCUUUCAAGUUGUUGCAUACAAGAGGGAAAUAAAUUAUA